AUGAGCGAGCUACAGCUCAUCGUCGAGCACCUGAACAAGGAACCGUUCCGUCUGGGCUUAACGCUUGUGGCUUUCGAUGAAAAGAGCAACUUCGAGUUGCUUCAGAUCCUGCACGAGGUUUUCGUGGAGAUCGAUCCGACGCGGCACUCAGGCGUGGAUCUUCGGGCCGAGGCGGAUGAGGCGCGAGCUCAACGCUAUUUGGAGUUCCUACAACUUCUCAAGUUCCCGCUUCCUCGAGAUAUCGACGGGUUCCGAGAAGCGUUGGUGCAUGGAGAUCGACAAACUAUCUACACGCUGUUGCACUGGGCACUCAAGAGUCUGUCGGCUCAUCAGAAACGAGCGUACCUCGGUCGCUUCCUGGCUCCUCUCAAUGUACCUCAAGAGUAUUUCGGUGAUGGCUCGCUAAAUGCCAUGUACGAGCACUACCAGCAGCUUCAGAAUCAGUUUAAGGCCGUGCACAAGGAAGUGGACCAGCUACGUGCUUCCAAGUCUCGUCCUGGUGAGCUACGGCGUGAGAUCUCGCAGUUAGAAGAGGAGUCUCAUCAACUCACCGAGAAGAUUGCUAACUUGAAAAAGAAAACAACAUCCGACCCUGGAUUCCAGGAAUUAUUGUCUGCUACGAGUGCACUGCGCAAAGAGCAGGAAGAGCAGGCCAAACUGGCAGAUCGAAAGCGUGACCAGUUGCUGUCCCUGUCACUGGCCGAGAAACGCGCUCGAGAGGCUGAAGCGCGACUUCAGGACCUCCGAGCGUCACUAUCGCAAGAUGCCACACCGGAGCAGCUCUUUGAGCGUCUACAGGCUCAAGUGACUCGCAACAGCGACGUUCUCACCACCAUGUUCCCGGCCGAGUUUCGUACCCAACAAGAGACUUUGCAGCGUCUGGAACGGACACUCAGUGAGCCUCCUAAGACGGAGCACGACAUUGCGGACAUGGAGGACGAGGUGCAGGCGCUAAGACGUGCCAUUCAACAGUUCCAGACUCAAAUCGCCGAUGCGCAAAUAGCCCAAGGGAGCGGGGAAGAAGACAAGCUCGCCGUCUUCCGUCAACACGCCAACCUUCAGGCGCGUAAGCUGGCCGAGAAAGAAGAGGAGCUGGAGCAGCUACGAGCCGAGAAGCAGCGACUUGUCCGUAGCACGGAAGAGCUGGAAGCCAAGCUGGCUUCCAUCUCAGGUAACAAGUUUAUGAGUCGUGAAGAGUUUAAACAGUACGCCACCACUUUACGCAACAAGACCAACCAGUACAAAAAGGUCAAAGCGGAACUGGCCGAGCUCACAGCCGAGAGUGUGGUGCUCCAUCGCACAGAGCAGCUUCUGAAGAGUAAGGACGCGGAUCUGGAAGGCUUCCUACGCGAUCUGGAACGCCAGAAAGGAGUCAGUGGAUUCCUUGCGACGCAAGAUAAAAUCGACGAUAUCUCGGUGCAAAAUGCCCGAGUGAAUGCUCUUAAAGGCGAGACGCUUGAAGAGAUCUCGCGCGUGGUUACCGACAUAAACCAGGCGCUUAAGGAGCGUAAGAACCAGUUGGCUCCUCAGAUCAAGGAGCUGCGCUCAGUUCGUCAACGUUAUCAGGAGAUGGAGCAGGUUUAUCUGGAGCGUAAGGCUCAGUAUGACCACACCGCCGUCGGACUGGAGGCGGAGCGACUGAAGCUUGAACAGGAGUGUGCCGCCUUCCAGGAGGACGCACUACGAGAGGAGUCUCAGUUCCACUUGCUGCACUGCCAGCUACAGCUACAACAAGGCAAAGCUGACAAGGUCGCGCAGGAAAUUGAGUUCGAACAGGGCACCUCGAACGCGCGUCUACUGCGAGACAUUCGCUCUUUCCAGGAGCUGUACAAACACAAAGUGGCGCAACAAGAAUCGCUCACCAAGGAGCUGCGCAAGCAACAAAAGUCGCUCAAGACGUCUGCACCGGCCAAGAAACAGCAGCGGGAGAUGUUCGAAGGCUUGCUGCAACUUCUCUCGUGCAAAGCUCGGCUCGCUCAGCAGGAAAACCAAGGAAACGCCAACGCCAACCGAAACGGAGGUGGCGCAGGACAAGAUCUCUUCGACGGACGCACGGACAUCGCGCACUAUGACGUCGGUGGAGCCAACGUCAUGACUCUUGAGGCUUAA
Messenger RNA from Phytophthora infestans T30-4, 2109 nucleotides. RefSeq names its product Intraflagellar Transport Protein 81. Lineage: Eukaryota; Oomycota; Peronosporomycetes; Peronosporales; Peronosporaceae. The coding region runs from base 1 to 2109 and encodes 702 amino acids. The record is from RefSeq and is a predicted model, not a curated record. Gene Ontology annotation, cellular component: intraciliary transport particle B; cilium; centrosome. The transcript is spliced from 2 exons. Gene Ontology annotation, biological process: intraciliary transport; cilium assembly. Gene Ontology annotation, molecular function: tubulin binding.